AUGACAGCAGAGCUCAACAUAGAAGACUCAGCCUUCUAUCGUGGCAUUGUCGUGUUCUCCGGCGGGAGUGCAGCCAAUAGCCUGGUAGACGCCUUCAAUACGGUGAGGGCGAGUAAACAAUGUCUUCUCAAUUACGUUAUCCCCAUAUCUGACAACGGUGGCUCAACGUCGGAGCUGAUACGAAUAUUUGGCGGGCCCGGAAUUGGAGAUGUCCGAAGUAGAUUGGUACGGUUGAUACCAGACUCAGCACCAGACUCAGAAAGAGCUGCAGUAAAAGCUCUUUUCAAUCAUAGACUUAACGUCGACGCAACUGCAGCGAGAGAGAACUGGCAAUCUAUCGUUGAUGGUACUUCGCCUCUAUGGUCGGCUAUUACACCAGCUAAAAAAGAAUUGAUUCGAUCGUUCUUUAAUUAUCUCAAUCUUGAGAUUCUGAAAAGAGCUCGGCCACCUACAUCUACAUUCGAUUUUAGUUCCGCGAGUGUCGGAAAUCUGUUUCUGACAGGCGCACGCCUUUUCACUGGCAGUUUUGAGAGCGCCAUUCACCUUCUGGGCAGUAUAGGCGGAGUAUCAUCGGACCUUGUCCGCGUUAUCCCAGCUAUCAACUCGAAUUUUUCACAUCACAUUUCAGCGUCUCUUGAAGACGGAUCUGUGAUUGUCGGGCAAAAUAGCAUUUCGCAUCCAAGCAAUGCUCCCGGAUCACCCAAACUUGGCAGAAGGAGAGCAAGCUUGCUCUUAGCGGAUGGAGACGCGGAUGAUUCUGAUUACCUCGACAUGGACGAUGCUACUUCCUAUCAAGACGAUCAUAUACCUGGCUCAUUACCCAGCCUGCGAUAUAAGAAUAUUACAUUCAAUAAAACUGAUACUGAGGAACUUGCCUGUCGCAUUUCGCGGAUAUGGUACAUCAACCCGUAUGGCCAGGAAAUUCGACCACCGGCCAAUCCGCGAGUGCUGGAAGCCAUAAAUGACAGUCAGGCGAUUAUAUAUAGCAUUGGCUCGUUAUAUACAUCCAUCAUACCCUCACUUAUUCUGAGGGGGGUCGGCAAAGCGAUAGCCAUGAGUCCAGCGCGGCACAAGAUUCUGAUCUUGAAUGGAUCUCUCGACCGAGAAACGGGACCAUCGAGUGAGCCUUUUACAGCGGUGGAUUUUGUAGAAGCGAUUGUCAAAGCUGGAGAGGAGAGUCGUGGACGAGGAGGCGCUGUUGCAGGUUUAGGACGAGACGGCGGCAGACAUCGUAGUAUGGACUCUGUCAUGACCGGUCUACCUGGUUCAUCUACUGCUCAAAAUCCGAUCAUUACUCCGGAGACUUCGCUACCAAGUAUUAUCGAGCCAUCAACGUUGUCAUCACCAAUGAUAGCAGGCAAGAAACAAUUUCCAUACACAUCAUACGUCACACACAUCCUGCACCUGGAGGGUCCAGGGACGCCAUCCGUAGAUCGCGAACGGUUAUCUGCCAUGGGGAUCGAAACACUACGAUUAUAUGGACGGAAGAUUAUAUCGGAUGAUGGCAAGACUGCGCUGGGUAUGCGGUAUGAUUCUACUGCUCUUGUGCAGGCGUUGGAGGUAGUAUUGGGGAGGAAGGGUGAUGCAAUGCUUAGAGGGAAAUUGGGUGGUGGUGUUAGUAGACGGAAUACUCUGGAAGGCGGUUAUAAGGAGCGAUAA
This is a messenger RNA of Talaromyces amestolkiae, 1659 nucleotides long. RefSeq lists its product as uncharacterized. The transcript has 2 exons. NCBI's taxonomy places the organism in Eukaryota, Fungi, Ascomycota, Eurotiomycetes, Eurotiales, Trichocomaceae. The record is from RefSeq and is a predicted model, not a curated record. The coding region runs from base 1 to 1659 and encodes 552 amino acids. Gene Ontology annotation, molecular function: LPPG:FO 2-phospho-L-lactate transferase activity.